UAAGUAUAACCUUCAAAUUACCAUUUCCCGAAGCCGCCACCUCUGUGAAGAAAAAAGAUGCGAGUUCUUAGGAACAGACUAUCCCGAGCUCUCUACUCAGCUGCUGUUUCUUCUUCUUCAGCUUCAUCCGGUUCGUCUCACUGCGCUUCCACAAAGUUUUCAAGAGCUCUUUCAACUUGUAUUCAUUCCAAACAGUCGCUUCCCUCGCCGUAUCGCGAAUCUCAGGAUCCUCUCUUUGCUUCGCCGUGGUCCGCCACUCAAGUUCGUGGUGCCAAAUCUCGCGGCGCCGAUUUGAAGCCAGGAAAUGUGAUUGAGAAAAAAGGAAGGAUUUAUGAGGUGGUAAAGGCACAACACACAACCCAAGGAAGAGGAGGAGCUAUUAUACAGGUGGAGCUCCGUGAUGUUGAUAGUGGAAGCAAGUCUAAUGAAAGAUUUCGUACAGAUGAACCUGUUGAAAGAGUAUUUGUUACAGAAAAGAGUUUCACGUACCUGUAUACAGAUGAUGAAACCGGAAACAUUGUGCUAAUGGAGCCUAAGACCUAUGAGCAACUAGAUGUACCAAAACACUUGUUUGGUGAAUCUCAUGUCUACCUUCAAGAUGAUAUGAAAGUCAGUGUGCAAAUGUAUGAUGGAAGAGCAAUGUCUGCAUCAAUUCCUACACGAGUAACAUGUACUGUUGCUGAAUCCGAAAUACCCAUGAGGGCGUCAGCUACUCCACAGUAUAAGAAGGUUUUGUUGGACAAUGGUGUCACUGUGCAGGUACCAAAACAUAUCUUAGAAGGGGACAAGAUUAUCGUUAACACCACCGACAACUCUUACAUGAGCAGAGCAUAGGAGCAGGACUUUAUUGGAUAUUCUUCUGAAUGAGAGCGACUGGCGAAUCAUCGAUUAUUGACAAGCAAGGUUUUGAGUUAAAUCUACUAUUGACAAAUAGUUGGAGUUCAUUAGAAUCACAAAUUACAGUACAUUGUUUUUUGGCAGUGUUUUUACAUGAGAAGCAUAUCUUAAAAGUGCGAUUUUAAGUUUGUCAUACAGCCUUAACUUAUGUGGUACUACAGGGGGCAGAGUAUUUAUCGGAAUAAAGAUCACCCCAAUUGAUGCUGUUUUGCUGCCUCCUGUGUUUAAGCAUCUUUGGGUCCUGACAAGAAUCUUCAUAUUUA
Messenger RNA from Nicotiana attenuata, 1160 nucleotides. RefSeq names its product elongation factor P. The transcript has 11 exons. Lineage: Eukaryota; Viridiplantae; Streptophyta; Magnoliopsida; Solanales; Solanaceae. Gene Ontology annotation, molecular function: translation elongation factor activity. Bases 58 to 834 code for a protein of 258 amino acids. Gene Ontology annotation, biological process: peptide biosynthetic process; translational elongation. The record is from RefSeq and is a predicted model, not a curated record. Gene Ontology annotation, cellular component: cytoplasm.